UUUAAUGUCAAAUAAACUAUACGAAAAAAGAAAAUGUUCAGUAGUCAUUUUAACUGCAUUCAGAGACAUGAAAGCCACAGUGUUUUACAUUAUUUAAAUAGAGGAAGUGAAUAAGUCCCAUCUUGGUGUUUCCUCUCCCUGCAGAAGAUACUCCAUUGCAAUCAUUUUCACCUGUCAAAUGAAUACAACUCAAACCUGACUUGGUAUUGCCCGAAAUACAAAUCAGCUCUGCUUAAAUCGGUCAAAUCAAUCUAAUAAUUCAGUAGAAACAUACACGAUUCUGAUCUUAUGUAAUGUUUUAGCCUUUAUAAACUGUCAUAGGCCUGAUUAAUGUUUAAAACAGUUGUUAAACUGUAUUUCUGCUGAUGAAAAGAUGACAGCUUCACUGACCCGCGUCUAAUUCACCCCUCUGAUUAUUAUUGACUAUGUUGCCAGUUUACAACUCUGCUUCCUUCCUUCACUGAGGUGUCCCACAUGUUGUUCCACGCAGCAGAACCCCUGACUGACAGACCGGACGACCCGCCUCCAGCCCACCACAACCGACCAAUGAGGCUGCAGAGCGGGGACGAGCCUUCAGCGGCAGCCUUUUAUUCCUCACUACAGUAACCCACACACUGGCAGUCAUGUGACGGUCAUAUAGUACAACUCAGUCAGCGCUCAGUCCAGUCUGAACCAACGCUGCUGCUGCUGCUGCUGCUGCACGGCGAGUCUCAAGGGCAAAUCCUGACAGACAGACAGCCACGUCCGAUGCAACGGAUAAAAAAAAUACUCCCCGCGCUUUUUGCAUUGGGAUUAUAGGCUAUUUGCUUUGAGUGAACAAGACAUACUGUAUCCUGGCUGGAGACCUUGGACUGUAAGAUUGUUUUCCUGACACUUACUUUUUCUACCCCGGGAGAGAACACCAGGUGUUUCACUAUCUCACCCCAGUGAGAGGACUGGCCUUGGUGACCUGGGUUUAUUUGGCCUAACUUUCCCAGCAAGAAGGAAUCAUUUUCUUACAAAUCUUCCUAAACACAAACUCUAAGUCCAACAAGAGACAGCAGUUUGGCACUAGCCAGGGAUGGUGGAUAACUCCCCAGUGAGUGAGGAGACUUUUCUUCCUUACAGUGGCUCUCCACCAGCCUACCGGCUGUCUGACAUGGUAACAGACCUGAACUCCUACCAGGUGAUGCCGUCACCGUUUUCGGAGGACGAUCUUAGUGAGUCGUCCAGCCCUCGUUCCUGCUCCAGCCCGGACUCCCAGGUGCUCAGCUCCAGCUACGGCAGCAACUCUAGUGCUGAGAGCCAGGACAGCAUCCUGGACCACCUGCUGUCCCAGGCCUCUUUAGGCAGUGCUGCGGUAGGAUCUGUAGCACCUAUACCAUUAUCUUCUUUCCUCUGGGACUCAAGGAGAGAUGAGCCCGCUAAACGUGAACCUAUAAAGGAGGAAAAUUUUGACUUCCUCGCCUGGUCCAAUGCGGAAGCAGAGGAACAACUUGGAGGGUCCUUCCAACCCACACUGGAAGAGAUUGAAGAAUUCCUGGAGGAGAAUAUGGAGGUGGUGACGAUGAAGCAGGAAAUCCGAGAGAGUUGCCCAGGGUUGGGAGUGGGACUGGAGGAGACUCUUGGUCUAGAAGUUGGCCUGGAGUGGUGCAGGGAUACAUCCCCUGAGCCUAAGCUGGAGCCAGAGGCCAAGUACUCAGAUCAAACUGUCCCCACCGCCUGCACUGCUGGCCUGGCCUCUGCUGCCUCCCACGAGACCAAAACCACAUCAGUUAACCCCACACAUGAAUCCAGCACAGUAGACAAGAAGGCAUCAGCCAACAAACCUUCAUCAGCAGACAGUGACACUAAUGGUGGUGGGAUGCCGGUCAUCCUACAGAUUCAGCCUCUUCAGAUCAAGCAGGAGCCCACUGCGGUGCCUCUUACCCCAGUAGCCCAGCCCCCCCAACCUGCCCCAGCCUCAGACAUCAAAAUUGCGCAGUUACUGGUCAACAUCCAAGGUCAGACAUUUGCCCUGGUGCCCCACAUCCUGCCCUCCCCCACCCUGAACAUGUCUUCGAAGUUUGUACGUAUUGCUCCUGUCCCCAUUGCAGCCAAGCCUCUUGGGCUCGGGGACAGCUCAGUCAGUCAGGGAUCAGGGAUUCUUGUCGGAGAUCAGAAGUUCCAGAAGAACCCAGUGGCGGAUCUUAUCAAAAUGCACAAAUGCACUUUUCCUGGCUGCACCAAGAUGUACACCAAGAGCAGCCACCUGAAGGCCCAUUUGAGGAGGCACACAGGGGAAAAGCCUUUCGCCUGCAACUGGCAGGGCUGUGGAUGGAGGUUCUCCCGGUCAGAUGAGCUGUCGCGACACCGGCGGUCCCACUCAGGGGUCAAGCCCUACCAGUGUCCUGUAUGUGAGAAGAAGUUUGCCCGCAGUGACCACCUUUCAAAACACAUCAAAGUCCACCGUUUUCCUAGAAGCAGCCGGACAGUUCGCUCAGCAAACUGACGCCCCACUCAGAUCACUGGGAAUGCUGGGAUCACUCUCAUACAGACAUAGGCCAAGGGAGCAAGGUGUGAGUUUGUGCAUACAAGUGUGUGUGCAAAUAUUUGUGCCAUCAUCAAGUCAAUAUGAAUAUGUGAGUGGAAGCACGCCUUGCUUUUUGUUUCAGCAGUCUGUGAUUGUUCUAAUUUAUUGUACAGAAGUAAACCAACACAGUUACCAUCUUGUCUGUAAUCAGCUAAAGGUUGUUGUUGCUGUUGGUGCUUUUGUAUGUUGUACUCCUUAUGUUUGUUCUGCCCUUAUCUCCGCAGAAGAUAAGAUAAACUUAUUUUCAUUCAGUCUGUGAUUGCUUUGGUAAUAGCCUUGUGUGUCCAUUCUACCUAGAGAACAACAACUGCCUUUUAGCUUCCUGAAAACUGCCAAUGUCUUGGACAUUCCUCAUUUUAUGCAAAGUUAAGGAAGUCAGGUUGAAGUUCAUUUGGAUCUCCACUUGCUACUACUGGAGUAGUAGUUACUCUUCCUGGGGUCAACAGAGGUUUCUCCCAUGUGGUUCCUCUGAUAGCUUUGUCCUAGUUUUUGCAGCAUUGCACCACAGGUCAUUGACAGAAUGGAUGAACAACACCUUUGUCAGCUUGGUGUUGAUGCACAGGGAGAGAAUAUUAUACUAUGUGGACAUGAACUACUGAUGGCAUAAUCUCGAUAAGCUACCGGGACUCCUCUUACAUUUUACAGCAACUUUGUAAACUUGCUGAGACGCAAGGAGGAGGAGAAAGACAGAGCAACUCAAGAAAUGCAAAAGUGAACCAGUGAUUGUUAAAUCAGCCUUCUGUUCAGUGUUAAAUGUUCUCUUUGUUGUUGUUUUCUUAAGCUAAGUCAUGUGUACCUACUUGCUCGUCUUCUAUUUGUAUCACUUUUCUGGCCUUACUGUACCACAAAAUCCUUACCAGAGAGCCAAAUGGUUUUGGAAAUCAUGCUUUUCAGUGAUCCAUAUUUUAAUGGGAUGUUAAGUGACUGUUUCAAGUCAAAUAAUCAAAAUAUGGCCCAUGUCCAUCAGUGCACAGCCACAAAAUAGAAUGUCUCAGUCUGCUAUUACUAUUUGAGCUGUUAUAUUGCUGAGAACUUGACACAAAAGCUGCCUCAACUCUGCUUUAUCUGUUAUUGGAAACACCCUGAGAAGCCUUUGGUCUCAACUGCCGAUUAUGAUACGUUGUGGUGACAUCAAUGGACACACUACACACUAUGGUGCUGAACUACCAGGAGGAUGAGCUUCUGGGUAAUGUAGUCACAACAUCCCUUUUGAGGCCAUGCCACAGGUGUUGUCACUUUCUAAAGCCCUAAUUGCUCAGUCAUUGAUUGCUCUGUUUAUCACCCCGCUGUGAAUAUGUAGGGGUAGCAAUGCCGUCCAUGCGUCAUUCAUGUAUGUAGAAUGACAAGCAGGGGUACACAACAUUGUACAUCAUUCCUUUUAUUCAAUUUUUGAAUUUUUAAUGCUUGUGUGAACACAGGUGUUUUAUCGCAUCCUAUGAAUGUAUGUAAAUAUGCAGGAGUGUACAUCGCUGCAACCAGGAAACACACAGAGACUAUUCUGAUACCAUAUCUUAAAAAAACAAAUCAGUGGUUGUGAAGAUUUCUAGUGCAAACCCUAAAUGUGUACAUAACUUAACGUUUCAGUACAUAUGAAUAUAUUAUAUAUAUUUUUUCUUUGUUCUAUCCAAGAUGCAUUUACAAAUAAAAUUUAAAAGAACCAA
Messenger RNA from Thunnus maccoyii (southern bluefin tuna), 4212 nucleotides. Its product is annotated as Krueppel-like factor 15. The record is from RefSeq and is a predicted model, not a curated record. Gene Ontology annotation, biological process: regulation of transcription by RNA polymerase II. The coding region runs from base 1061 to 2470 and encodes 469 amino acids. NCBI's taxonomy places the organism in Eukaryota, Metazoa, Chordata, Actinopteri, Scombriformes, Scombridae. Gene Ontology annotation, molecular function: DNA-binding transcription factor activity, RNA polymerase II-specific; RNA polymerase II cis-regulatory region sequence-specific DNA binding. The transcript has 3 exons.